ACUUUAAAUCCGUUACAUAGCCUAUCCUAUACAUCCAAAUUUUGCAUUGUAUAAUUACUAAAAGAUGGUUUCACUUACUACAUGCAUAACUAUGCUGAUACUUUCUACACUGUCGUGUGUCACCUCUAAACCUAUAGCUGCAGGAUCAUCUAUGGAAAUUGCAGGGGCAGACGGCUCUACUGGUAUCAGCCAUAGUCUUUACAAGAGAAAAAUAAGAAGAUGCAAGCGCAGAAAAUCAGAUCCACCUGCAGCUAAAAAUAAAAUCAAGAGUGGUGUGAAAUCCCAGCCUACUCCAAAAUCUGCUCCUCAACCUGCUCCUCAACCUCCUACUCCAAAAUCUGCUCCAAAAUCCGUUCCUCAGCCUGCUCCAAAAUCUGUUCCAAAACCUGCUCCUCAGCCUGCUCCUCAACCUGCUCCUCAGCCUACCCAAUCUAUUCCUCAAGGUACACCUCGCAAAAGCGGAAAUACUGGUUUGAAUGAGUUUCAGCAAGAUUGCUUGAAUACGCACAAUCGAUUCCGUGCCAUUGUUGGCGUCAAUCCACUUAGCUGGUCUAUAGCUGCAGAACAAGCUGCUCAAACUUGGGCCAGUCAUCUUGCAUCUACAGGUCUUUUUCAGCACUCAAAGGGAGCUGUUGGUAAAUUUGGUGAGAAUCUGUUUUGGUCUAGUCGCGGCGUAUAUCCUUGCAGUCUAGCCAUUCAAGCGUUUUUUGACGAGCGUAAAGACUACAAUGGUGAACCAAUUGGGCAAGGAAAUUUUGAAUCCUAUGGUCAUUACACCCAACUGGUUUGGCCCGACACCACCCAACUUGGAUGUGCUCUUGCCGGAGGAAACACUGUCUGUGAAUAUUUUCCUCCUGGAAACAUUACAGGCAAGCGUGCUCCACGAUAGUCUUAUUUUUGUGCAUACUGAUUUUUACAGCUAUUGAAUAGAAAUAUUGAAAAAUAUUUGUGGUUU
Batrachochytrium dendrobatidis JAM81 is the source of this 955-nucleotide messenger RNA. RefSeq lists its product as uncharacterized. Gene Ontology annotation, cellular component: extracellular region. NCBI's taxonomy places the organism in Eukaryota, Fungi, Chytridiomycota, Chytridiomycetes, Rhizophydiales. The coding region runs from base 65 to 889 and encodes 274 amino acids. The record is from RefSeq and is a predicted model, not a curated record. The transcript has a single exon.